AUGACGUUACUGCUUCACAAUACCCAGGUCACCACGACCCCAGGGUUUCACACUGCCCAGGUCAUCACGACCCCAGGGUUUUACACUACCCGUGUCACCGUGACGUUACAGUUUCACACUAGCCAGGUCACCACAACCCCAGGGUUUUACACUGCCCAGGUCACCACGACCCUAGGGUUUCACACUGCCCAGGUCACCACGACCCCAGGGUUUCACACUGCCCAGGUCACCACGACCCCAGGGUUUCACACUGCACAGGUCACCACGACCCCAGGGUUUCACACUGCCCAGGUCACCACGACCCCAGGGUUUUACACUGCCCAGGUCACCUUGACGUUACUGUUUCACACUACCCGUGUCACCACGAUCCCAGGGUUUCACACUGCCCAGGUCACCACGACCCCAGGGUUUCACACUGUCCAGGCCACCACGACCCCAGGGUUUCACACUACCCGGGUCACCAUGACGUUACAGUUUCACACUACCCGUGUCAUAACGACCCCAGGGUUUCACACUGCCCAGGUCACCACGACCCCAGGGUUUCACACUGCUCAGGCCACCACGACCCCAGGGUUUCACACUACCCGUGUCACCAUGACCCCAGGGUUUCACACUGCCCAGGUCACCACGACCCUAGGGUUUCACACUGCCCAGGCCACCACGACCCCAGGGUUUAACACUACCCGUGCCACCAUGACGUUACAGUUUCACACUGCCCAGGUCACCACGACCCCAGAGUUUCACACUGCCCAUGUCACCACGAGCCUAGGGUUUCACACUACCCGUGUCACCGUGAUGUUACAGUUUCACACUGCCCAGGUCACCACGACCCCAGGGUUUCACACUGCCCAGGUCAUCACGACCCUAGGGUUUCACACUACCCUUGUCACCGUGACGUAA
Haliotis rufescens (red abalone) is the source of this 900-nucleotide messenger RNA. Its product is annotated as agglutinin-like protein ARB_02240. NCBI's taxonomy places the organism in Eukaryota, Metazoa, Mollusca, Gastropoda, Lepetellida, Haliotidae. The coding region runs from base 1 to 900 and encodes 299 amino acids. The record is from RefSeq and is a predicted model, not a curated record. The transcript has a single exon.